Messenger RNA from Physella acuta, 4888 nucleotides. Its product is annotated as transcription elongation factor SPT5-like. Gene Ontology annotation, molecular function: protein binding; mRNA binding. NCBI's taxonomy places the organism in Eukaryota, Metazoa, Mollusca, Gastropoda, Physidae. Gene Ontology annotation, cellular component: DSIF complex. The record is from RefSeq and is a predicted model, not a curated record. Gene Ontology annotation, biological process: transcription elongation by RNA polymerase II; regulation of DNA-templated transcription elongation; regulation of transcription by RNA polymerase II.
AUUACGAAAUGUUUGUUUUUAUUUUGACGUGCUAAAAAUAAAAACAAUUGCUACGUUAUCUUAGAACACUAGUAGAUGUUUACUGGUGCAAAUGACUCCUCCCACAAGCAGCAAUAAUAAAAUUAAAUCAGUUCAUCAUGAUUUACCAGCAUAUAUUUCUUUCUACAACAGCUGAGGUGUGAUCCUCCACCAGCAUGUCAGAUAGUGAAGAUAGCAACUUCUCAGGAAAUGAGAGCGAUGGUGGUGAUGAUAAGCAUGGUUCUGAUGAUGGAGAAACUAGCAACAAAAAUGAUAAUAGUGACCAUGAAAGUGACAAAGAAGGCAGUGAUAAGGCAGCUGACAGUGAUGACGAGGAACCAGGCUAUUCAAGAAGGAAGAAUGUGGAUGAUGAAGCAGAGGAAAGUGAUGGAGAUGGAGAGAAGGAUGGUGAUGAAGAGGAACCAGAGGGUGAAGAUCUAAUUGAUGAUGAAGAUGAAUAUGAUGAAGAAGAAGAUGAAGAAGAAGAAACUAGAGUCAGGAAAAAGAAGAGAAAGGGUGCUCAUAGAUUCAUAAUCACUGAGGCCGAUGUUGACGAUGAGGAUGAUGAAGAUGAUGGAGAAUGGGAAGACGGUGCAGAUGAAAAUAGUUUUGAUAAGAAGUCUACUUAUGAUGCCUCAGAGCGGGAGAUUGAGAGCCACCAAAGGCUUAGGCACAUAUGGGAUAGUCAAAGAGAAGAUGAAAUUGAACAGUACUACAGACAAAAGUUUGGCAAUGUCACCACUGCUGAACGAUACGGUGAAGGAGAGGAAAUGUCUGAUGAAAUUACACAGCAAGGUAGAUUGCCUGGUGUCAAGGACCCUAAUUUGUGGGUUGUCAAGUGCAGGAUGGGGGAAGAGAAGUCUACAGUUGUUCACCUGCUGAGAAAAAUGAUUGCAUUUCAGUUUACUGAAGAACCUCUUCAAAUUAAAUCAGUAGUUGCCAAAGAAGGUCUAAAAGGCUAUAUCUACAUAGAAGCUUAUAAACAAACUCAUGUCAAGCAAGCUAUACAAGGAAUAGGCAACCUUCGAAUGGGUUUCUACAAACAGGAGAUGGUGCCAAUUCGCGAGAUGACAGAUGUCUUAAAAGUCGUCAAAGAGACAGCCAGUCUCAAACCUAAAGCUUGGGUGCGACUCAAGAGAGGUAUUUACAAGGAUGAUUUGGCUCAGGUGGACUUUGUCAAUUCAUCUCAAAAUGAAGUAGAAUUGAAGCUUAUUCCAAGAAUUGAUUACACCAAACCACGAGGUAUACUGAGAAAUUCAUCCAAUCAAGAUAACAAAAAGCGUAAAAGACGACCUGUUCAGAAACUUUUUGAUGUUGAUGCCAUAAGGAGCAUAGGAGGUGAAGUAACUUCUGAUGGUGACUUCUUGAUGUUUGAGGGUAAUAGAUACAACAGGAAAGGAUUUCUGUUCAAAAUAUUUGCCAUGUCAGCAAUUGUUGCAGAGGGUAUCAAACCUACUUUGGCUGAGCUAGAGAAGUUUGAAGAUCAACCUGAAGGGAUGCAAGUGGAAUUGAUCCCUGAGAAGCAGGAAAGUGAGAUCGCCCACACUAUGGCACCUGGAGACAUUGUGGUUGUGGCAGAGGGGGAGUUGCAGCACCUUCAGGGUAAAGUUAUCAAAGUUGAUGGCAACAAGAUAACCAUUCUACCCAAGCAUGAAGAUCUUAAGGACCCUCUGGAGUUUCCCCACAAUGAGCUGAAAAAGUUUUUCAAAAUGGGCGACCAUGUAAAAGUUAUAUCUGGACGCUAUGAAGGUGACACGGGCCUCAUAGUGCGAGUUGAAGAAAAUAUGAUAGUUUUGUUCUCAGAUCUUACAAUGCAUGAGUUGAAAGUGUUACCAAAGGAUAUUCAGUUGUGUGCAGAUAUGGCAACAGGGGUUGAUUCCCUUGGCCAGUAUCAAUUUGGUGACCUAGUAAUGUUGGACCCACAAACUGUUGGUGUCAUGGUUCGUUUGGAGAAAGAAAACUUCCAAGUUCUGAGCAUGCACAACAAGGUUGUGAAUGUAAAACCGCAGUCUAUUACAAGAAAGAAAGACACCAGAAAUGCUGUGUCAUUGGAUUCUGAAAAUAACAAUGUUCAAGUUCGAGACAUAGUCAAUGUUAUUGAGGGACCACACUCGGGUAGAAGUGGAGAAAUCAAGCAUAUGUAUAGAAAUUUUGCAUUCCUAAAUUCUCGACAAAUGACAGAAAAUGGAGGCUAUUUUGUAUGUAGAACUAGGCACUUGACUCUAGCAGGUGGAGGAAAGCAAAACACAGCUCAGGCCUUUAACAGUUUUGCGCCAAUGUCUCCAAGAAUUUCAAGCCCUGCCCAUCCAAGUGGGGGUGGGGGUGAAAGAGGCAGAGGAAGAGGUGGUGGAGCUGGAGUGGGUAGGGGAGGUUUGUCAAAGAGAGACAGAGAAAUCAUUGGUCAAACAGUGCGCAUUAUUCAAGGUCCAUUUAAAGGUUAUAUUGGUAUUGUAAAGGAUGCAACAGAGACCACCGCACGUAUUGAGCUACAUUCAAGCUGUAAAACUAUUUCUGUCGACCGAAGUCGUCUUUCAAACCUCACCGGGGCCAAACCAACAGGUGGCCAGACAUCAACAUAUGGUGGCCGUACUCCCAGCUAUGGUGGCCAGACACCAAUGUAUGGUUCACGUACUCCUAUGUAUGGUUCACAAACACCACUGCAUGAUGGAUCUCGAACACCACAUUAUGGAGGGGCCACACCAUCCCAUGAAUCUGGUGGGAGAACACCUAGUGGAGGAGGUGGAAGUGCUUGGGAUCCCUCAAAUGCCAACACGCCUUCCAGAAACAAUGAUUUUGACUACAAUUACGAUGACUCUCCCUCACCUGCUGACUUUGGGGCCACCCCUAACCCUGUCACACCUGGUUACCAUCCUGACUCACCCAUGGGUCCAUACACACCACAGACCCCUGGUAGUGCUUAUUCUCCCUACCCUGUUCCAUCUCCUGGUGGAUUUGAAGCACAAAGCCCAGGCUUUGUGGGAACUCCAAGUCCUGCCACUCAGUCUAGCCCUAGCCCAGCAAGCUUUGCUGGUAGCCCUGGAUACAGUCCCAUGACUCCCGGACCCCCAUUCACACCACAGACGCCUGGGGGUGUCAUGGAAACAAGCUUGUCUGAUUGGUACACAACUGAUAUUUUGGUGAAAAUAAAACCCACUCACGAAAACAAUAAACUUAUUUACCAAACAGGAGUUAUCAAGAGCAUUUCUGGUGGAAUGUGUGCUCUGUAUCUCAUUGAUGAAGAGAAAACUGUAAAUAUAACAUGUGAACAUUUGGAACCAGUUCGUCCAGAAAAAGGUGACAAGGCUAAGAUUAUUGCUGGAGAUGAUAGGGAAGCUACUGGAUCACUUAUGAGUGUAGAUGGCGAUGAUGGUGUCUUUAAGUUUGACAGCAAAGAAGGCGACUCAAAGAUUCUUAUGUUACCCAUACAUUACUUGUGUAAAAUGGAUAGUUAAAUUUAUAACAAUGUUUUUUUAUGCUUUAUUUUAAAUUACUGUUAUUAAUUAGUCCAAGAAAUUUUGGACUCUUGAAUUUGUUUUGCCACAUUGUCACCAUAAAAUAAUAAUUAUCAUAAACAGUGUACAAAGCAUGAAAGAUGAUGGAAAAAAAAAUGAUUUUUGCAUUGUUUGGAGAUUUUACUAAAGCUUCCUGAACUCUAGUGUUGAGCACGAUGUACAAAGGUCAGCUCAUUAUUCAAAGUUUUGACAUUUUGGUCUCUAGUAGUAUCUUUAUUUGUUGGUCUAUAAAUAUAACUUUACUAGCCAUCCCGACCAGGCCCUGCACUGGCAUCUCUGAAAAACUAUCUGCAAAGGACCAUGACUUGUGUGUUUAGUAAUCAGCAUAUACCCGGCAUUGCCCACCCUAACUACAACCAACCAAAACACAAAAAAGUGCAAACAUAACAUAAAUACAAAGACAAACGAAAACACAAAAUCAAAUGCAAAGACAAACCCAACCAUGAACAUAAAGAAAACACAAACAUUAACGCAAAUAAAAUAAAAAGCAAACGAAAUCAAACACAAAUCCAAACGCAAAUACAAAUCCAACCACAACCAAACAAAACCAAAACUAAAAAAAAAAAAACGCAAACAUAACACAAACACAAUUAUAAAUACAAAUGAAAACACAAAAACAACCACAACCACUAAGAAACCACAAAUGCUAACAAAAAAGCAAAUGUAAACAAAUCUAAAUGAAGGGCUCAGUGGAAAAAGUACUUAAGUGUAUUUUGAGAGUUUUGAGAAAAAUGAGUGCAAAGUUUUUAAAUUGUUAUUGAAAUACCAAAACAGCUGAUGCAGAGUAUUUAAAUUAAGCUACUUCGGUACUUUUUCCAUCGCCCAAAUUUACAGGGAUGGUUAAGUGGACGUAGUCAAAUAAUAUACCGGUCUUAACUCAUUUUUGACAAAAUGUAACUUAAGUACUUUUUCCACUGAGCCCUUCAAAUGCAAACUCAAACCCAACCACAAACUCAAACACAAAGAAAACACAAAUGCAAACAAACAGAAAGUGCUCAUAUUCUAGCCGAGGGCGCCAAAUCGCACCAUGCUGAGGUGCCGGCGGAACCGCCUGAUUCAACUUAGUAAAUGACUAUAGUACCCCAACUUAUUCUUAGUCUUAUGUGCUAACUUAAACGAACGUAAGCACCAUAGCAAACACGGGAAGGCCUGCGACGCCAAAAAACACUGUCAGGGCACCGAAGGACGCCCGGAUUCGGCUCAGACUAUAGAUAAAGGUAAACAUAGAGAACAUUUGCUUCUAAACUGUUAUUGUUUUUAAAAAAAUAUUUGUGUUUAUCUGAUAGAAAUUUUGAAGCUUCAAAACAUAAACAUAGCUCUUAAAUGAAAUUUUUUCUUCGAUCUUGCCUUUACAAUCG